Brachypodium distachyon (stiff brome) is the source of this 1266-nucleotide messenger RNA. RefSeq names its product adenylate isopentenyltransferase 3, chloroplastic. Gene Ontology annotation, cellular component: mitochondrion. The transcript has a single exon. NCBI's taxonomy places the organism in Eukaryota, Viridiplantae, Streptophyta, Magnoliopsida, Poales, Poaceae. Gene Ontology annotation, biological process: cytokinin biosynthetic process; tRNA modification. The coding region runs from base 109 to 1110 and encodes 333 amino acids. The record is from RefSeq and is a predicted model, not a curated record. Gene Ontology annotation, molecular function: tRNA dimethylallyltransferase activity.
CUCAAGGUUUCAACCUUAAAUCUCGACAAACAAACGCAGGCACGCAAUCUAUAGCUCAAAAGGUUCCAUCUUUCAUAGUAACAUAACCCAUCCUGCGCAACAUCAAUAAUGGAGCGCAAUGGUAUUGCGAGCAGGAAAUCAGGAGGCAAGAAGAACAAGGUGGUGUUCGUGAUGGGCGCGACGGCGACGGGCAAGUCGAAGCUGGCGGUGGACCUGGCUUUGCAAUUCGGCGGCGAGGUGAUCAACUCGGACAAGAUCCAGCUCCACGACGGCCUCCCCAUCGUCACCAACAAAAUCACGCCCAACGAGCAAUCCGGCGUCCCCCACCACCUCAUCGGCGGCCUCCACCCGGAUUCCGACUACUCCCCGUCCGACUUCCGGCGCGACGCCACGCGCGCCGUGGAGAACGUCCUCUCCAGGGGCGCGCUGCCCAUCGUCGCCGGCGGCUCCAACCGCUACCUGGAGGCCCUCCUCGACGGACCGUCGUCGUCGUUCCGGAGGCGCUUCGAGUGCUGCUUCGUGUGGGUGGACGCCGGCGGCGACGUGGCGUUGCUGGAGGAGUACGUGCGCCAACGCGUGGACGCAAUGGUGGAGCAAGGGCUGGUGGAGGAAGUCCGGGGGUUUUUCCGGGAGGACGGGGAUUACUCCCGCGGGAUCCGGAGGGCGAUCGGGGUUCCGGAGAUGGACGCCUACUUCCGGAUGGAGGCCGCCGGGGAGCUAAUUCGGGCCGGGGUGCUUGAGGCCGCCGUGGAGCAGAUCAAGCGCAACACGUGCGUGCUGGCGCGGCGGCAGGUGGGGAAGAUCCGGCGGUUGAGUGGCCUGCCCGGAUGGAACAUCCGCAGGGUUCAUGUUGGCAGGGUGCUCGCGCUCAAGGUUGCGGGGGAGAAGCGGAAGGAGGAUGCUGGAGCGGAGAGGGAGUUGUGGGAGAAGGACGUGCUCGGCCCUGCCGCAAGGACCGUCGAGGUGUUUCUGGCCAAAGGGGCCGGCGAACGCGGCGGUGCCGGUGUGGGGGCAGCGGUGGAGUGGUACGGUCGUGGUCUGCAGUUCGUGGAGGCGGCGUCAGCCGUGUCUCCGAGGUUUCACGGAAGAAAAGCAGCCGCGGCAGUUUGACUAUAGCGCUAGCGUCCUUCAUUCAUCGUCUACUGGUUGAUUAGCUCGUCAUAUCUAUAUUCAUUAAUUGGUUCAUUUUUUAUUUUGCGUAAAUUCAUUGUAUUCAUUCGUUCGUUAAUUUUGACUUACAUAUAUGUAGAAACAAACUUAUUUGUA